Molecule: messenger RNA, 1757 nt
Organism: Erigeron canadensis
Lineage: Eukaryota; Viridiplantae; Streptophyta; Magnoliopsida; Asterales; Asteraceae
Product: UDP-glycosyltransferase 72B1-like
Exons: 1
Coding region: 23-1492 (489 amino acids)
Molecular function (GO): UDP-glycosyltransferase activity
Source: RefSeq, a predicted model, not a curated record
CUCUGAACAGAAAUCACUUGCAAUGGAUACACAUACAAACAUGUACAAUGAGAAUUCAUCAAAACCCCAUGUUGCAUUCAUUUCAAGCCCUGGAAUGGGUCACAUAACCCCUCUUCUUGAGUUUGCCUUUCAUCUUGUCACUCAACACAGCAUUCAAGUCACUUUUUUGGUCAUUACCAUCGGUUCGAGUGAUGCCCAAAACAACUACAUCAAAGCUUUAAGCCCCCAUCCUGACUUGCAUAUCGUUGACCUCCCGCCUGCUAACAUGUCUGGCAUCCUCACCGAUGACAUGACUGCGGUCGCCCACCUAUCUCUCAUUGUUCAAGAGUCCAUCCGCCCGCUUCACUCUAUGUUAUUAAGAUUGAACCGAACCAAAGUACUGACAGCUAUGGUCAUUGAUAUCUUUUGCACCCCCGUGUUUGAAGUUUGUAAAGACUUGUCUAUUCCGAUUUACUCAUAUUUCACGGCUUCAGCAACCCUUUUGACGUUCUCUUUGUAUCUUCCUACGUUGGACCGUGAAGUGGAAGGCGAGUUUAUGGACCUACUAGAACCUGUUAAGGUACCAGGUUGUAACCCGAUUCGAAUCCAGGACUUGUUGGAACAAGUUAGGGACAGAAAGAUCGAUGAAUAUAAAUGGUAUUUGUUGCAUGCUAGUAGGUUAUCUAUGGCUAAAGGAAUAUUUGUAAAUACUUGGGACGAUCUUGAACCUGUACCACUCAGCGCGGUAACACACAAAAGGCUCGACGAAUACAUUCCAACGCCACCAGUUUAUCCUAUUGGACCGCUGACAAAACAGAUGGAAGUGGUUGCAAGUGAGGACGAAAAAGAAACUAUUGGGUGGCUUGACAAACAACCAAAAGACUCGGUUCUGUUUGUAGCACUCGGAAGUGGUGGGACACUAACAAGCGAACAACUCACCGAGCUAGCUUGGGGUUUAGAACUUAGUCAGCAACAUUUCAUUCUUGUGGUGAGAAAGCCGAGUGACUGUGCUUCUUCUGCGCUUUUCAGCUCGGGGUGUGAGUCACAUGAUGACCCGAGAUCGUUCUUGCCAGAUGGGUUUGUCGAGAGAACAAAAGGAGUAGGGUUGGUAGUGAGCUCAUGGGCACCGCAAGUGGCAGUGCUAAACCACCCAUCCACAGGAGCAUUCUUGUCUCAUUGUGGAUGGAACUCGACGCUGGAGAGUGUUUUGCAAGGUGUCCCAAUGAUCGCUUGGCCAAUGUAUGCGGAGCAAAGGAUGAAUGCAACAAUGUUAAGUGAUGAGGUAGGGGUCGCGGUGAAGAUGCCGGUCGUGGGUGAAGCUGGAGAAACGGUCGUGGUGGGGAGAGAUGAGAUAGAGCGGGUGGUGAGGAUGGUCAUGGAAGGUGAAGAAGGUAAGAAGUUGAGAACCAGGGCCAAAGAGCUCAAAGAGAGUGGUAGGGCGACACUGAGCCCUGGCGGAUCCUCAUAUGAAACACUCACAAGAGUUGUUGAAUCAUGGAAAUUAGAGACUUGAACAACACCAACCUUUGAUGAUUUAAGUUAGCUUCAAUUUUCUUUCUAAAACCACUUCAAAUAUUCUUAAAUUCUCAAUAAAUAGGAAUCCAAUCCCUGACCUUCUCUCCAAAGAGUAUAAAUUCCUAUCGAGUGGACUAACCUUAUAUUGGCUUUAAAUUCACAUCAUUACUCGGUCACAGAAUAAUCAUCUACUGUAUCUUAUUAUAUAAGAUUGUUGUCUUAUCCUAUAAGUUAUUAUUAAUAAUAAUUUUUCUCAUUUUUCA